Molecule: messenger RNA, 448 nt
Organism: Hemiscyllium ocellatum (epaulette shark)
Lineage: Eukaryota; Metazoa; Chordata; Chondrichthyes; Orectolobiformes; Hemiscylliidae
Product: zona pellucida sperm-binding protein 3-like
Exons: 3
Coding region: 41-439 (132 amino acids)
Biological process (GO): binding of sperm to zona pellucida; positive regulation of acrosome reaction; egg coat formation
Cellular component (GO): extracellular matrix
Molecular function (GO): acrosin binding
Source: RefSeq, a predicted model, not a curated record
GGUAAGGAGCUCUCUGCUUUCUCCAGCUGCUCCCACCUCAAUGGCUUCCCUCCAUUCACUUCAUGGCCCUUUGUCCAUCUACAGUUGCCUCCUGGACAGCAAAGCUGAGGACUCCUUUUCAACCUUUGUGUUGCCGGGAGACGGGCGGGAGCCAGACAAGCUCAGGUUUGACCUGGAUGCCUUUCGUUUCUAUGGAGAUGAGCAUUCCUUGAUUUUCAUCACCUGUCACCUGAAAGUUGCGGCAGUGGAUCAGGGAGAUUCCAGGAACAAAGCUUGUACUUUCUGGAAGCUGGAGAAUAUGUGUGGAGCUGGUUGUGAUGGUGACCCUGACUGUGACAGUGGUAUGUCUGAUCUCUGCUUCAUUGCUGGCCUUGGUCCUGUACAGGAAACACAAGCGAACACCCAUCAACUUGAGAUGACAUCGUCAAUAAAGCAGUGAUUCAGUGUC